Molecule: messenger RNA, 1736 nt
Organism: Balaenoptera musculus (blue whale)
Lineage: Eukaryota; Metazoa; Chordata; Mammalia; Artiodactyla; Balaenopteridae
Product: heterogeneous nuclear ribonucleoprotein K-like
Biological process (GO): regulation of transcription by RNA polymerase II; regulation of mRNA splicing, via spliceosome
Cellular component (GO): cytoplasm; nucleus
Molecular function (GO): mRNA binding
Source: RefSeq, a predicted model, not a curated record
UAGCUGAUUGGUGUGUCCCUUUAAUACAAGAAAAUGGAAACUGAACAGCCAGAGGAAACCUUUCCCAACACCAAAACCAAUGGCGAAUUUGGUAAACGCCCUGCUGAAGAUAUGGAAGAGGAACAAGCUUUUAAAAGAUCUAGAAACACUGAUGAGAUGAUUGAAUUACGCACUCUGCUUCAGAGCAAGAAUGCUGGAGCAGUGAUUGGAAAAGGAGGCAAGAAUAUUAAGGCUCUCCAUACAGACUACAAUGCCAAUGUUUCAGUCCCAGACAGCAGUGGCCCCGAGCGCAUAUUGAGUAUCAGUGCUGAUAUUGAAACAAUUGGAGAAAUUCUGAAGAAAAUCAUCCCUACCUUGGAAGAGGGCCUGCAGGUGCCAUCACCCACUGCCACCAGCCAGCUCCCGCUCGAAUCUGGUGCUGUGGAAUGCUUAAAUUACCAACACUAUAAAGGAAGCGACUUUGACUGCGAGUUGAGACUGUUGAUUCAUCAGAGUCUGGCAGGAGGAAUUAUUGGGGUCAAAGGUGCUAAAAUCAAAGAACUUCGAGAGAACAUUCAGACAACAAUCAAGCUUUUCCAGGAAUGUUGUCCUCAAUCCACUGACAGAGUCGUUCUUAUUGGAGGAAAGCCUGAUAGGGUUGUAGAGUGCAUAAAGAUCAUCCUUGAUCUUAUAUCAGAGUCUCCCAUCAAAGGACGUGCUCAGCCUUAUGAUCCCAAUUUUUACGAUGAAACCUAUGAUUAUGGUGGUUUUACAAUGAUGUUUGAUGACCGCCGUGGACGUCCUGUGGGAUUUCCCAUGCGGGGAAGAGGUGGUUUUGACAGAAUGCCUCCUGGUCGGGCUGGGCAUCCCAUGCCUCCAUAGAGAGAUUAUGAUGAUAUGAGCCCUCGUCGAGGACCUCCUCCACCUCCUCCUGGACGAGGUGGCCGGGGUGGUAGCAGAGCUCGGAAUCUUCCUCUUCCUCCGCCACCACCACCUAGAGGGGGAGAUCUAAUGGCCUAUGACAGAAGAGGAAGACCUGGAGACCGUUAUGAUGGCAUGGUUGGUUUCAGUGCUGAUGAAACCUGGGACUCUGCAGUAGAUACAUGGAGCCCAUCAGAGUGGCAGAUGGCUUAUGAACCACAGGGUGGCUCUGGAUAUGAUUAUUCCUAUGCAGGGAGUCGUGGCUCAUAUGGUGAUCUUGGUGGACCUAUUAUUACUACACGAGUAACUAUUCCCAAAGAUCUGGCUGGAUCUAUUAUUGGCAAAGGUGGUCAGCGGAUUAAACAAAUCCGUCAUGAGUCAGGAGUGUCGAUCAAAAUCGAUGAGCCUUUAGAAGGGUCUGAAGACCGGAUCAUUACCAUUACAGGAACACAGGACCAGAUACAGAAUGCACAGUACUUGCUGCAGAACAGUGUGAAGCAGUAUGCAGAUGUUGAAGGAUUCUAAUGCAAGGUAUUUUUUCUUUUUUAUAGUGUGAAGCAGUAUUCUGGAAAGUUUUUCUAAGACUAGUGAAGAACUGAAGGAGUCCUGCAUCUUUUUUUUUUUAUCUGCUUCUGUUUAAAAAGCCAACAUUCCUCUGCUUCAUAGGUGUUCUGCAUUUGAGGUGUAGUGAAAUCUUUGCUGUUCACCAGAUGUAAUGUUUUAGUUCCUUACAAACAGGGGUGGGGGGUGGGGGAGGGUGUGCAAAAACUAACAUUGAAAUUUUGAAACAGCAGCAGAGUGAGUGAAUUUUAAUUUUUGUUCAUUGUUGGUGGUUU